AUGGAAGAAACUUCUAUGCAUCAAGACCAAUCGCCGAUAGAGCAAGUACGGCUGACUGUACCAACAACAGAUGAUCCAACACUCCCUACGUUGACAUUGAGAGUAUGGAUCAUCGGAAUCACAGGCUGCAUCAUCAUGUCUUUAGUCAGUGUAAUGACUGGUUUUCGUCAGAACCCAGUUGGUGUCCCAAAUUUCGUAGUUACAAUAUUGUGCUACUCUCUCGGAAAGUUCAUGGCAUCGGUGCUUCCAUCCAAUCUAAGGGUUCGAGGAACCAGAAUUAAGAUUUCUAUAAACCCAGGUCCCUUCAACAUAAAGGAACAUCUACUGAGUACGGUGAUCUUCAGUUCUGGUUUAGGAACCAUGCCAGCAGCAAAUCUUUAUGCUGCCACAAGGGCCUAUUUCAGGAUAUCAAUUCACCCAAUGGCAUUCUUCUUUCUCCUACUCACGACAAAUAGUAUUAUAUAUGGAUUUGCUGGCUUCUUCAUAAAGCCCUUUGUGAAUCGCUCAGAGAUGUGGUGGCCUGAAGUACUACCAGACGUAACAAUGUUCAGGGCAUUUCAUGAGAAGGAUGAAAAAUCGAAUGCAAAGCUAUCAAGAAGCCAAUUUUUCUUCAUGGUUUUUGUCAUUAGUUUUUCGUACUACAUCAUUCCGGGCUACUUCUUCCCUUCUAUUAGUGCAGUGUCAGUUGUCUGUCUAAUUUGGAAAAGAUCUAUCAUUGCUCAGCAACUUGGCUCGGGAUUAAAUGGUUUUGGGAUUGGUUCAUUUGGCCUUGAUUGGUCAACAUCUACCAGCUACACUAGAAACCCUAUAUAUUACCCUUUCUUUGUCAUUGUCAACACAAUGGUUGGAUUUAUUAUAUUCAUGUAUAUUGUUGUCCCUUUUGCUUACUGGACAAAUUCAUUUAAGGCAAAGAGUUUUCCAAUUAUCAGCCCAGAAGUGUACGACGUGUACGGUGGUAGAUAUAACUUGUCCAGGGUAUUGGACGGAAGUAGUUUUCAAUUUAAGCAAGAUGGGUAUGAAAGUUAUUCAGAAUUGUACCUGAGUAUUGCACGAGCAUGCUCUAUUGGAUUUGGAUUUGCAGCUCUAGCAUCAUCUCUUACAAACAUUGUACUCUCUCAUGGCAGGUCAUUUUGGAAUCAAUUAAGCCAAUCAACUGAGCGCAGAGGUUGCUCUGAUAUUCAUAUGCAAAUGAUGAAUAAGUAUAGAAGCAUUCCAAUGUGGUGGUUUAUUCGUCUUACAAUAUCAAUGAUAGGUCUGGCAGUGUUCACGUGCGAAGGAUUUGGAAAUGAACUUCAACUUCCUUACUGGGGAGUCUUGCUUGCGUGCUUGCUUGUACUUACGUUGGUACCCCCAUUAGCAGCACUUCGUGCCACCGCCUGCCAGCAACCGCCAUUGAGUUUGUUUGCACAUAUCAUCAUUGGAUACUUUUAUCCUGGACGACCAUUGGCCAAUAUGGUUUUUAAUUUGUACAGCACAUGGUGUAUUGAAUAUACUCUAGGAACUCUUGCAAGCUUUAAGCUUGGAAUUUACAUGAAAAUUCCCCCAAGAGAAUUGUUCUUCGCUCAGGUCAUUGGUACGUUCCUAGCAACCACCUCAGACUUUGUAGUGACAUGGUGGUUAUUUUCCACUGUCAAAGAUUUGUGCCGCACGGAGCUAUUGCCCAGAGGAAGUCCAUGGACAUGCCCCAGUACCAGAAUGAUUUACAACGAAAUGGUUGUUUGGGGUCUUAUUGGCCCGAGGCAAAUGUUCUUUAAAGGUGUGUACUCAAAGUUGGUUUAUUUCUUCUUGAUCGGCAAUAUUGCGCCAAUACCUGUCUGGAUCCUUGCUCGUCGGUUCCCCGAAAAGAAGUGGAUCAAGCUCAUCCUCGUGCCAGUUCUCUUCAUGCCAGGGGCCAAAAUGCCUCCAGCUAGAGCAGUUAACUACAUAUGUUGGUUCGUGUUGGGAUUCAUUUUUAACUACAUCAUCUUCCGGAGAUGGGAAAGAGUUGUGGGCAAGGUACAGCUUACUCUUCUCCGUCGCCAUGGACACCGGCAUUGCUGCAAUGGCAUUAUUGACGAUGUUGGUUCUUCAGAUGCGAGGCAUCAAUGGCGUCAACUGGUGGGGUUCAUCUGUCUCUGA
Messenger RNA from Triticum turgidum subsp. durum (durum wheat), 2118 nucleotides. The record is from the annotation of a GenBank genome assembly. Lineage: Eukaryota; Viridiplantae; Streptophyta; Magnoliopsida; Poales; Poaceae.